Molecule: messenger RNA, 1293 nt
Organism: Labeo rohita (rohu)
Lineage: Eukaryota; Metazoa; Chordata; Actinopteri; Cypriniformes; Cyprinidae
Exons: 7
Coding region: 1-1293 (430 amino acids)
Biological process (GO): negative regulation of MAPK cascade; protein dephosphorylation
Cellular component (GO): cytoplasm
Molecular function (GO): MAP kinase phosphatase activity; protein tyrosine/serine/threonine phosphatase activity
Source: RefSeq, a predicted model, not a curated record
AUGGAGGUAGACCAGGGGCACUACCUGCUGGAUGGAGGACAGAACAGGACUGGACGGGACUGGACUGGAGAAAAGACAGAAUUUAACAAACAACUUGGUACGAUAAACUGGUUGGGGCUUAUUGGUGGGGCGGGUGUGAGCAACUGCACCUGGUGCAUAUUGAAGAGGGUGAUUGUCAACUCCCUGGCGAAGAACCAUUGGAGCAGAAUCAAUGGAAAGACAGUGGCCACUCUUCAACUCAGAGAGGUUGUGAUUGGUGAGGAGACAAAUCGGCGAAUCUGCUGCGGUCGUUCCAUCGCAUCUGGAGUCCAGGACCUGAACCAGGAAGUUGGUCACCAGAUAACACGUUGUGGUGUGGCUGCACUGGACGUGAGCUGGUUUGACAUCAGCAAGUACUUUUUCCCAGCUGCAGAAUUCAUCCAUCAGGCCCUGAGUAAACCAGAGAAUAAGGUGCUGGUCCACUGCCGUCAAGGUGUCAGCCGAUCCUCAACACUUUUCCUGGCAUAUCUGAUGAUCCACCAUGACAUGACGGUGGAGGACGCCAUUGAUCGCGUAAUACGCGAAAGACAGAUUCAACCCAACAUAGGCUUUUUGAAUCAGCUGACACUCCUCGAUUUAAACCUUGUGAGGCAGCGAAAACUACAGUCAAGAAAGGAGUUCAACAUAGAAAACAUAGCGAUGCUUGUUCCAAUAUCUGAAUCUCAGGUGAUGUUAAAAAAGCACAUCGGUUGUAUCAUGACCCACAUGAUGCAACUCCUGCAGAAAUGCACACUGGACUGGACACCAGUCACUGAGGUCUGGUCCAAUGUCUUCAUAGCAAAUGAAAAGACAGCAACAGACAUAGUCAGACUGAAGGAGAUGGGUGUUACUCACAUCCUGAACGCUGCAGCCGUAAAGAAGUGCCUGAAGGUGUUGUUAGGAAAGCCAAGCAAGGAAGACCUGCUAGAAAAGGUCAAUACUGGAGCAAAAUAUUACAAAGGCAUGAACAUCACUUACUACGGUGUGCCUGUAAUGGACGACCACUUGUCUGACAUCAGCAAGUACUUCUUCCCAGCUGCCAAAUUCAUCCACAAGGCCCUCAGUAAACCAGAGAAUAAGGUGUUAUUGCACUGCUCAGAUGGCGUCAGACGCUCUCCCGCACUUUUUCUAGCGUAUCUGAUGAUUCACCGUAAUUUAAUGCUGGAGGACGCCAUUGACUGCAUCAUAAAAAUGAGACGUGUCAGACUCAACAUGGGCUUCGUGAAGCAGCUGACUGUCCUCAAUUCAAAGCUGAUUUGUCAACAAAAACUAUAG